Molecule: messenger RNA, 897 nt
Organism: Carassius carassius (crucian carp)
Lineage: Eukaryota; Metazoa; Chordata; Actinopteri; Cypriniformes; Cyprinidae
Product: zona pellucida sperm-binding protein 3-like
Exons: 10
Coding region: 1-897 (298 amino acids)
Biological process (GO): binding of sperm to zona pellucida; egg coat formation; positive regulation of acrosome reaction
Cellular component (GO): extracellular matrix
Molecular function (GO): acrosin binding
Source: RefSeq, a predicted model, not a curated record
AUGUCUCGUCUACACCUUUUCAGUCAACUGAUCCAGCCAUCUGGUUUGUCUAUGGGAGGCUGUCCUGUUGUUGGUGAGGACUCUGCCUCUGGGGUGCUCAUCUUUGAAUAUGCACUGCAGGACUGCAAUAGUGUGCUGAUGAUGACCAAGGAUGAGCUCGUCUACACCUUUUCAGUUACCUACACCCCUGUGGCAUUUGCUGGCACGCCGAUUACCCGUACUGAGGGUGCAGUUGUUGGUGUUCAAUGCCACUAUCAAAGGCUCCAUAAUGUGAGCAGUAACGCUUUGAGGCCAACUUGGGUUCCUCAUGCUUCAAUGGAGGUUGGCGAGGAUGUCUUGGUGUUCUCCAUGAACCUCAUGAUGGAUGACUGGUCCUUUCAGAGGCCUUCAAAUGUGUACUACUUGGGUGACAUUAUUAAUAUUGAGGUAUCUGUGAAGGUGUACAACCAUGUCCCACUGCGUGUGUUUGUGGACCGCUGUGUGGCCACCCAAGUACCUGAUGUGACUUCUGCUCCGAGAUAUUCCUUCAUUGAGAAUCAUGGGUGCCUUGUGGAUGCCAAGGCUACGGCUUCCAGCUCCCACUUCUUGCCUCAAACCCAGGAAGACAAGGUCCGGUUCCAGCUGGAGGCUUUCAUGUUCCCGGGAGGAUCCAGUCCUUCUAUUUACAUGACGUGUACUGUGAAGGCCACUCUUGCUUCUGCACCCAGUGACGCUCUCCACAAAUCUUGUUCCUUUUCCAACGAGUGGCUUGCUGCUGAUGGGAACCACCAGGUUUGUGCUUGCUGUGACUCAACAUGUGGUCCUGCUGGGGGAAGUGAUGCUCCUAUUGGGGGUGUUCAGUGGGAAGGCAAGGCCUCACUCGGUCCUGUAAUGUGCAACUGUGCACAUAUGAUUUGA